Racocetra persica is the source of this 221-nucleotide messenger RNA. NCBI's taxonomy places the organism in Eukaryota, Fungi, Glomeromycota, Glomeromycetes, Diversisporales, Gigasporaceae. The record is from the annotation of a GenBank genome assembly.
CCGACAUAAUGGAACAACAACCUGAUGAAGAAAAUAAAGUAACGUUGGUUAACAAUGCCGAGGAAAUUAUAAUGAAAACAGUAUUACAACUUUGUUUGAAAUAUGGUUCAAGAUUAUAUGGUCUACACAUAAAUCCUAAUAAGUUCGAAGACGAUGAAUCAAAUGAUGAAAUGUACGAAAUAAUGUUGACUGAUGAUAGUUUGAAAAAUUUAGUCUCUCCU